Molecule: messenger RNA, 1026 nt
Organism: Hevea brasiliensis (rubber tree)
Lineage: Eukaryota; Viridiplantae; Streptophyta; Magnoliopsida; Malpighiales; Euphorbiaceae
Product: thioredoxin H7
Exons: 3
Coding region: 344-778 (144 amino acids)
Source: RefSeq, a predicted model, not a curated record
GCUUUUCUUAAACUGUUAUUUGAGAAUAUAUAAGCUGCUGGUAUUACAAAAUUAGUGUUGAUGAGGUGAACAAGAUUGCUUUACAAUGGAUUGCCACUGAAAUUGAUAUACAGAUUGAAUCAAGUUGGUGGGCUGAGCUUCUGUGCCUCAAAUCUUUGCGCAUUAGCUUUUGACGGUCCAUAAAUUUGCAAGGUCACGUCUAAGAAAUUAAGAAUCUUACUCUCUGAAAACAGCUCAAAAUUUCCCACCACCUCCGCCCUUAUAUAAAGCCUUGCCUCCAAGUUCUUAUUUUCAGGCCACAGCAUUUCUUAUAAACUUCAAAAGACAAAGCUCGAAGCUACUUAUGUCAGCAAUGGAGUUCGGUUUCCCAGUUUUUCGAAGAGGAAGAACCAUGUCAAGCUGGUUUAGUUUUGAUCACUGCAAUGAUUUUUCAUACACAAAGCCUGCAGCUGAGGUUGUGGAAAUCCGUUCUACAGACCAAUGGAAAUCCUAUUUUGAAGCUUCCAAAGGAAACAACAAACUGCUGGUGAUUCAAUUCACUGCAACAUGGUGUGGACCUUGUCGAUUCAUUGAUCCAGCCGUCAAAGAGUUUGCUGCAACAUACACAGAUGUUGAUUUCAUCAAGAUUGAUGUGGACAAGUUGUUGCUGGUGGCUAUGCAAUUUGAGGCGAACACGUUACCAGCAUUUGUACUCAUGAAGAAAGGGAAACAAGUUGACAAGGUUGUAGGGGUCAAGAAGUUAGAGCUGCAGAGCAAGAUUGAACAACACAAGAUAUGAUUAUAAAUUUGCUAAUUAUGCUUUAUGACGCUUGGAGCUGUAGCCCCAAAAUCUAUCAUAGUGACCAACUGACGAUAUUCUGCAGAAGAAAAAUAAGGCUAACGGACGAUGACCAUCGCCUCUUUGUUGCGACAAAACUAGCCCUCGUUUCAUUUUUGUUGCUUAAUAUAUGCUCCUCUAUCUCUUGUACAUCAAAUAAUAAUUGACAUUAAAUAAAAGACUUCAUACCGAGUGGGUUCUUAAGAAAA